Pieris macdunnoughi is the source of this 336-nucleotide messenger RNA. The record is from the annotation of a GenBank genome assembly. NCBI's taxonomy places the organism in Eukaryota, Metazoa, Arthropoda, Insecta, Lepidoptera, Pieridae.
AUGUAUUUGCGUGUUGUUCCCACGAGAAUAUACGCCAUACCAUUUAUUGGGUCAGUCAGCUUUUUGCUCCCAACUUUAGUGCCAGUCUACUAUUGGGGUGAGAGCUUGAAUGUCGCCUGGCACAUACGCCUCUUCACAUACAUCUUGAAACUGAAUACUACCUUCUUAGUAAAUAGCGCAGCUCAUCUUUGGGGUUACAAACCAUAUGAGAAAAACUUCUUCGCGAAGAUAGGAUGGGCGUAUGAUUUGAAGACUGUGCCUGAAGGGAUGAUAGAAGCACGAGCGAAAAUAACUGGUGACGGUAGUGAUUUAUGGGGGAAAAUUAAGGCAGUUUAG